This is a messenger RNA of Gigantopelta aegis, 3878 nucleotides long. Its product is annotated as AP-4 complex subunit epsilon-1-like. The record is from RefSeq and is a predicted model, not a curated record. Gene Ontology annotation, molecular function: cargo adaptor activity. The transcript has 20 exons. NCBI's taxonomy places the organism in Eukaryota, Metazoa, Mollusca, Gastropoda, Neomphalida, Peltospiridae. Gene Ontology annotation, biological process: receptor-mediated endocytosis; intracellular protein transport. The coding region runs from base 40 to 3228 and encodes 1062 amino acids. Gene Ontology annotation, cellular component: membrane coat; AP-4 adaptor complex.
AUGACAGUUCUUUUUAUCAGAUGAUCAAAAAUUGUCUUUAUGAGUGAUAUCGUGGAAAAAACCUUAGCCUCUUUUCCGAAAUUUCUUUCGGAGAGCCUUCUUGGAGGGAAUUGCAAGUCCAGCCAGAAUGCACCACCUCGGGGUUUUCAGAAUUUUAUUAAAAUGGUCAGCAGCAUUGGUUCGAAAUAUGAUGAGGAGCAGAUUGUCUGCAGAGAAAUGCAGAUGUUGCAGAAAGCUUUGUCACAACCAAAUAUUUCCACUCCUCAGCAAUGCGACUUCCUCAGCAGACUGGUGUUCUGUUGCAUGCUGGGAUACGAUGUGUCAUUUUGUCAUAUCCAUGCGGUGAAGCUGGCACAGAAAGGAACGGGCAUCAACAAGAGAAUAGGUUACAUGUCGGUCGCUUUGUUACUACAUGAAGAUCAUGAGAUGAUAGUUCUCCUUAUAAACACAAUACAGAAGGAUUUGAAGAGUAGCAACGUACUGGAUAACUACGUGGCUUUAACUGCGGCCAGUCAGCUAGUGAAUACAGAGUCUAUACCGCUGAUACUACCACUAGUGCUGGAGAAACUCAAACACCCAAGGGAACUGGUGAGAGCGAGGGCGGCCCAGUGUCUACACAGAAUGUUCAUACGGGCUCCAAGUCUGUUACAACAUCACCAGUCGACCAUACAAGUCUCUCUCUCUGACAGAGACCCCAGUGUUAUCAGUGCUGUACUUCACAUACUGUCACUCCUCAUACAGGAAAGUCCUGAAAAGCACCUGCCUCUUGGCGAGAGCUUCAUACAGAUACUACAACAAGUAAUAAACCGAACAUUUCCCGCUGUGUAUGAAUACCACAACAUCCCGUUACCAUGGAUGCAGAUUCAGCUGUUGAGAAUCCUGGGAUUACUGGGAUCCGUUUCUGAAAGUUUAAGUUGUCAGAUGCAGCCUCUCUUGUCUGAAGUUCUUAGGAGAAACAAAGUCCGAGAAAAUAUGGCGUAUGCUGUGUUAUACGAGUGUAUCAUCGCCAUUACGUCUAUGAAGCAGCCACACCCUGAUCUGCUGAAUGAAGUAUCAACGUGUGUGGCCCGCUUCUUAAAGUCACCCAGUCACAACUUGAGAUACCUUGGGAUAAAAGCUUUGACUGCGUUGAUAGGCGUGGACCCGGUGUACGCGACGAGCCACCAGCUGACCGUGGUGGAGUGUCUGGAUGAGGAGGACGAGGCUAUACAGAGAAAGACGCUGAUGUUACUACAAGGAAUAGCAAAUUCUGCCAAUGUACAAGCCAUCUGUGUCAAGUUACUGGAACAAGUGAACAAAUCUACCGAUAUCUACUUCAAGAUGGAGACCGCACACAGAAUUGCUCAACUUGUAGAAAAACUGUCGCCAGAUGUUCGUUGGUACAUAGAGACCAUGCACUCCGUCCUGUUGCACGUGUCAGACAGUCCGAAGAUUGACCAACUAACAGCAACUGUUAUCAAGUUCAUAGAAAACAGUUUUGAGCAGUUUGAUGAAACGUUUCAACUAUAUUUGUUGGUGAAAUAUCUGGGUUGUUUACAAGAGAAGACAACUCCGACACCUGUUCUCAAACUAGCUGUGUGGAUAAUAGGGAAGACGAGUCAAAACCUGAAGUCCGAAGAGUCAUCAAGAGUUGUCUCCCCGAUGGUUGACAUGUUAUCUCGGCCAGACCUAGAUGAAGAGUUGUGUACCUUGGUGUUUUCCGUGUUAAUGACAUUGGUGGUGCGGGAAGCAGUAUCCACGGACGACUGCUCCAGACUACUGAACUGUGAUAAUCUCCCUUUAAAGGCAGCUUACCUAAAACAGAAACUGAAAGAACUGAGACAACUCGUAAAGCUUUCCAUCAAGUUUCCAAGAUUACAAACGGGUCAUCAAGUGAAAACGAGGGAUUUUACAUUGUCUUUCCUUGAUGAUGAUGUUGCUAUGGCAAUUGAAAGUGGUGCAGCACCUUACAGGCCGAAGACAUUACGACAGCAAGAUGUGACAAACUCUCGUCUCUCAGAGGCUGUGUACGAGUCGGUUUACCAACAGAUAUCUCCAGCGAAGUCAAGCUCCACUCAACAUGGCAGUGUGGUGUUGUCCGAUCUGUCGGAGAAUUCUUUAAACUCCGAUAAAACAGAACAUCCAAGUCAAAGCAGAUCAACUGGUUUAAACCUGUCUGGUGUGCGUAGAGUGUGGGGACAGGAUGGUUUGAUAAGUGUUGAUGGACUGGAUGCUGAUGGGGACCGGAUAACAGGGUCGAAAUCAUCAACACAGGGAUCAGAUGGAGAUGAUAAAACGAAGGAAAAACACCAGUUGGCUCAGGCUCUGUUUGAAGGAGUUAGUACACAACAGGCAGCAGCUUCAUCUAAAAAAUCUUGGUUUACGGAAGAUUCUGUUCAGCUUGGAAGUGAUGACCAGUCUAAUUUGCCUAAGUGUGAUGAGUCCAAGUGGAGAGCAAUCCAUCAAGAACACCAGUCUGUUUCCAAGCAGGAGGAUAGCUUACCUAGUAACCAAUCGGCUGCUUCUGCCAUGUCACAUGACCAGAUGUCAGCCAAUGAAAUUUCUCCUGAGUUGAGUUCUGUGCAUCAGGAUCACCAUAGUUUCUCCUACCAUGACUGUUUGUAUGUUAACCAAUCAGUUGAUGUUGCUGUGUCACAUGACGAAAAGAACUUGUUGGCCAAUGAGAUUUCUUCUGUCUUGAGUGUUGUGAAUCAAGGGACAAACUGCCAAUGGGAACAAGGCUCUGACAAGACAUGUGACAGUGAGAGAAGGGAAGUGUGGGUGGAGGGCGGAGCUUCAGGUGUCGAGUGUACAGAUUCAGUCAAAGUGAGAAUCUCAGAAACACCAUCUCACAUAAACGACUCGGGAGAUGGACUUCACAGUCAUCACCAUUCAAGACAAAUGCAGGCAGAUUCUCUGUUAAGUGACCCAUCAACUGCUUUGUUUUCUGGUUUAGCCAGUCAACCAUCUGGGGAACCGGAAAACUCUUCGUUAAGUGACCCAUCAACUGCUUUGUUUUCUGGUUUAGCCAGUCAGCCAUCUGGGGAACCGGAAAACUCUUCGUUAAGUGACCCAUCAACUGCUUUGUUUUCUGGUUUAGCAAGUCAACCAUCUGGGGAACCGGAAAACUCUUCGUUAAGUGACCCAUCAACUGAUUUAUUUUCUGGUUUAGCUAGUAAACCAUCUGUGGAACAAAGCAAACUGUUGAUCAGAUACAUUUUAACAGAGAAAGAGAAGAUGGUGAAAUAAGAGAAAAUCUUACACCAACUCCCCGUGGAAGAGAUGUGAAGCCUAGUAUUUAUGAUGACUUUAUAUGUGAUGAAGUUUAGACCAGACUCACUGGUGUAGUGGUUAAAGACAUCAGACUUAAGUGUGUAGCCCAGUGGUAAAGCGCUCACCGGUCUGUCUAGGAUCGAUCCCGUCGGUGAGCCCAGUGGGCUAUUUCUCACUCCAGUCAGUGCACCACAACUGGUUUAUCAAAGGCAGUGGUAUGUGCUAUCCUGCCUGUGGGAUAGUACAUGUAAAAGAUCCCUUGCUACUAAUGGAAAAAUGACCAAAUGUUUAACAUGUAGUGGCCGAUCAGGAAUAAAGCAGUGUGCUCUAGUAAUGUCGUUAAACAAAACAAACUUUGUUUUGGUUAAUCAAUAAAUGCAUUGUAUUUAUCUGCUAAACACUGUUUUGGUGCACUUCCAAUUUUGAUAAGUGGAGGGUGGUGGUCUUAAUAACGAAUCUGUUUUAUUUUCCUAGUGUAAUAAGCUAUUUGUAUAGUACGUAUAUGUAAAGUAAAAAAAGAAGAAGAUUGUUUUCUUUAACAACACUACUAGAGCAAAUUGAUUUAUCAAUAAUUGGCUAUUGGAUGUCAAACAUCGGUAAUUUGACAUAUAAUCUCAUAGAGGAAA